AUGUGCCGCUGGUGGGCAUUGGCGAUUCUCUUUUGGCAUGUCUCGGGUGAGGCUCCUCCAGUUGUAGAGCCUUCAGAGCUGGCUUCGCCCGAACCCUCCACCUUCCUGGCAGCAGCUGCUGACACCAGAGAAGCUGAGGCCGGAUCACCAUCUCCUCCGACAAGUGACGACGGGGAGGACGAGGAAGCCCGGUUGAGAGAUAAGAUCGCACAGGAAGUGGAAGAGAAAAUGAAAGAGCAUGCAGAAAAGAAACAUGAAGAAGAGAAAGAAGGUGAGGAAGCAGAGUCGGACUCUACUUUCCUGAUUUUUUUGGUCCUCGGCGUGGCUGCCGUUGCACGGUUUCUGUGCAAGGGGCGGGUUCAGAGGGAGCAUUCUGGUUACAUGAUCAUCACAGACACGUCUCCUACAAAAAAGCGGGAGACGGCAGCCAAGUUCUGGGCGUCGAAGCGCACUCAAAGUCUUGACAGCACCGGCUCCAGUGCCGUGGAGAAGCACAAAUCCAAUGGAAGUGGAACUGCCACUGGAAUGCCAGCCUCUCCAUUGCGUCCAGUGCCAGCCUCUCCAUUGCGUCCAGGUCCAAAGCAAGCUCCUGAGGGCAAGGGUGCGCUUGACCUCCUUUUCAACGCGCCCAAGCUGGCUGAGUCCCUGUCGCACCUGGGCUUGCGCCGGAGGGAUGGAGCCCAGGAGGUGGCACCGGCGGCGAGGACCACGUGGUGGCGCCAAGCGAUUGAGCCAUACAGGCAAACACUUGGCUUUACCAUGGAAGAGGCUGCGGUGAUUGACACGCCCAUUGCUGGACUAAGAGGUGCACUGGGAUACGAUGGGUCGGCAGAUUGGCUCCGGUGGGCCAACCUGGCGGAGCAACAGAUGUCAAGUCUGCGGAAGGAUGUUGAAGGAGGCCUGGUGCCUGUGGAUCCUGUGGAUCCUGUGGAUGGCCAUGAUCUUCGUGUGGUCCCCCAAGAUGGUCGUGCAAGAAGUUCAAUACCUCGCUUUCGAGAUUUGAUGCUGAGCAGUGACCUGGUACUUCUGGAGUCAUUGCUGGCCAAGAAAGGUUCACUUCAGGUGACUGGUGGCGAAUCUUGGCAUGCAUGGAUGCUCGAGGCCGUCCACUGGCAGAGUGGCCUGGUGACACCGAUCAACGCCACCAGCGACCUGGUCUUUGACAUGGCCUUGGAUGGCGAGGUCUUCCAGGGCCGACUCGAAGAUGCUGGCAAGCGACUGGUUUUCAGUGACGGAGAUGUCAGCGCCUCAAUGGUUAUGAGCAGCCGAGCAGUGUUGCGGUUCACCUGCCUGAGGUCUGGACGCGGCAGACUCCCAUCCAGGAACAUCCGCCCCAUGACGCUGGGGCGACGACUUGCCAAAGCACGAGGUGCACCAAACCAUGAAACAUCGGUGCUAGCUUCCAAACAGUUCGUUCUAUAUAGUAUGAUAUUAUGGCGACAGAGACUGUGGACAUGCUGA
Cladocopium goreaui is the source of this 1461-nucleotide messenger RNA. Lineage: Eukaryota; Dinophyceae; Suessiales; Symbiodiniaceae. The record is from the annotation of a GenBank genome assembly.